AUGCCUUUCACCAAGACUUAUUUUCUUUGCCCGACGUCCGACUUCAUUCAUCCUCCUUCAGCUGGCCCCCUCUGCCUGGGCUCUAUAAUUCGGUCGACAUCAACCCCGCAGUUCCCCCUCAACCGUUCAAAUAUCGUUCCGGUGGUUAAUGAAAACCCACCAGUGGUGGAAACUGAUUGGAAGAAGACUAUUUCAGCUGAGACAGGAAUCGGGUGUGGCGUUUACGCGCAAUUCCUCCAGCUUGCUACAGGAGGGUUGGGUUUGCGCCCUGAGGUGCAAUUUGAAAAAUCCAGUCAAACUGCGGAUACAUUCGCGUUUGACACAGUCACGACUUUGUCAUUUGAGCCGACGCCGCAGUUUAUCGACGAUGCUGUUAAGGCGCCUGCUGUGCAGGCCUACCUACAAGAGCCAAAGCAGCGGUUCUCUCCUGUUGUAUCCCUUUAUCUGGUCACGGGUAUGAAGCUCGUUAAGGGCGCGAAAAUAAAGUACUCAGUGUCGGGCACCAAGGGAGUCACCGGAAACAUCGGCAUUGAUGUAGCUCCGCUUGCCAUUACUGCAGGACCUAAGGCGCACUGGACCAAAACCAAUGGUGAUGAGACGGAAUUCAGUCGAAAUUCUGAGUUUGUUUUCGCCUUUCGCGUCAAAAGACUCAGAUUUGGACGGAAGGUUGAGGCUAAAGAAUACAAUAAAGGUGCUUUGUUGGCGAUUGGAGAAAACAGGACUAGGGGAAUAGAAUGUGUCUUGGUGGACGAUUUGGAUGGCUCUGACAUCCCGAAUGCGACACUUGUCCCUGAUAUAAGCGAAUGUGAUAAUAUCUACUGCAUUCCAAGCUGA
Messenger RNA from Penicillium macrosclerotiorum, 834 nucleotides. RefSeq lists its product as uncharacterized. The transcript has a single exon. Bases 1 to 834 code for a protein of 277 amino acids. The record is from RefSeq and is a predicted model, not a curated record. Lineage: Eukaryota; Fungi; Ascomycota; Eurotiomycetes; Eurotiales; Aspergillaceae.